This is a messenger RNA of Nerophis ophidion (straightnose pipefish), 6219 nucleotides long. Its product is annotated as para-nitrobenzyl esterase. The coding region runs from base 145 to 1932 and encodes 595 amino acids. The record is from RefSeq and is a predicted model, not a curated record. NCBI's taxonomy places the organism in Eukaryota, Metazoa, Chordata, Actinopteri, Syngnathiformes, Syngnathidae. The transcript has 10 exons.
CGUCUUAUCUACCGGAAAUGUAGAAGAAGGUGAACUUUUCGGCCUGUCUUGUCGUCUAGUAGUUUGUCUCUAACUUAAAAAAAACAAAAAACUUGUUUACUAACAAACCUCCUGCUAUUUUCAAGUCCUUUUCAAUGAUUGAAGAUGAGUGAGGACGUAUAUGAAGUCCCAGCAAGGACAGAGUACCGGUACCUGGUGCAAGAGGAAGAUGAAGAAGAAGUGCAGUAUGUUCGACACAGACAUUACAUCAGCCCCUUCUUGGUGCUGUCCAGACGUUGCAUUGUCCUCAUCUGCAUUGGUGUGUUCACUCUCCUGGUUCUGGCCACCUACAUGGGCUACCUUGCCCAAACACUCCCACCUGGCCUAGCCCAAGUUACCACUGACUGUGGUGACUAUCGAGGAAGACAUAAAAAUGGCGCCUAUUCCUUUAAAGGCAUUCCAUAUGCUGCUCCACCAGUUGGUAAUCUGCGCUGGGCACCCCCAGCUGACCCGGUGUGUCCGGAUGGAGUCACUGACGCCAGCCGCUUUCGUAGCAUGUGUCCCCAGGUGCGGCCCUUAUCAAUUGAAGGCAAGUUGAUGGGCCAGGAAGACUGCCUCUUCAUCAACGUGUGGACUCCAACACUGCAGGCCAACUCAAAGCUGCCAGUCAUGGUCUGGAUCCAUGGAGGCUACCUGCACAUGUUAAGUGGUGGAGAAGAUGGCUACUCACCAACAGAGAAGCUUGCAGCAGAAACACAGAUGGUGUAUGUGAGCUUUAACUACAGACUCAAUGCAUUUGGCUUCAUGGCACUGGAGAUACUAAGGGAAGGUUCACUCAAAAACACUUCAGGAAACUAUGGCUUCAUGGACCAAAUUGCUGCAUUAAAGUGGGUCCAAAGAAACAUCCAAAGUUUUGGAGGGGAUCCUGAAAAAGUCACCAUCUUUGGGCAGAGUUCAGGUGGCACGUCUGUAUGGACCCUGAUGAUGUCUCCGCUUGCAAAGGGUCUUUUCCAGGCGGCCGUGGAUAUGAGUGGCUCGUACAUCUACAAUUCAACACUGGAACAGGCUGAGUCUACCAAUCUGGUCUUCCUGAAUAACACAGGCUGCAAAGACCUCUUGUGCCUUAGACAACUCCCUGUGAAACAGAUUCUACAGGCGAUCCCAUGGCAGAAGUACCCUUCUUGGGCUGCUGAUGAUCUGGUGGACCUUCCCACCAUAGGGCGCUUCUGUGGCCCUGUUGCAGUGGUGGACGGCUAUGUCCUGCAAGCGUCACCCUUUGAUAUUUGGGGAAAAAAAGGAGCCUAUAAUGAUGUCCCCUUGGUCAUCGGUACAACCGAGCAGGAGGUGGACUUCAGCCCUCAAGCUGAAAACAUCUCCAUGUGGACAUGGGAAGAUUAUAGGUGGUUUGUGACAGAAAAACUGAAGACUUUUAGUGUAAAUCUUCCUAAAGAGGCGUUGGAUCUGUAUCCGUCUUCUGCCCCCUGCCCCACCAAAGACCGAUGUCCUGAGAGAGCAUACACUACAAUGGUUUCGGACUUGAGAGUCACUUGUCCCAAUAAUGAUCUGGCUCAGAGGGCUGCAGUGGCCCUUCAGAGUCCCGUUUAUCGCUAUGUGGUCACACACACACCUUCUGGACCAGUCAACACAUCUGCUGGGCUGAUUCCUUUUAACAGCCGCUUCUCCUUCCACUGCUUGGACAUUGUGGCCUUCUUUGGUGGACUCGACUUCAUUUUGGAGACACCACCCUCUGAUCAGGACAAGCAAUUCCAGGACCUCAUAACAAGACACCUUGUGCACUUCGCCAGAACAGGUAAAAUGGAAGACUCAUGGCCAGAUUAUCCAGCAGCCACAGCACUCUUGUCCAGCAGCCUCGUUGUUGUCAACAACUAUUCGGCUGCUCGUUGUCAGUUAUGGAAGGACAAUGGUCUGUAUAACUACGCCUGGAUAAACUGAUGACAGCAACUGUCACCUGACACCUUGUGACUUUAAAAGGGAAAGGUUUAAAUUUUAACAACCAAUCUUGUUGUUUAAGGGCGUAUUCACAAUCCGUUGAUCGAUUCCCCCUCCCUUGAGGUCCCCUGCCGGCUUUUGUUCAUUGAUAAUUUGUGUUAUAACCCAUUUACUUGUCCCAUUACUUAUAUUCAUUUAUUUUUUUCUGCAGUUUUUAUGACUUGGAAGAUUAUUUACUUAAGUAUUAUGGGUGUCCACUGAGGGUGGCAUAGUGAAAAACUAAAGAAUGCACAGGGCCACUUUACAUGAUUUUUACAUGAAAUUUGCUAAAACCAAUGCAGUGCUCAUCAGUAUAUGCUAAAUGAUUUGAGAAAAAUAACACUAUCUUAGUUUUUGUAUUAUUGGUGACAACGCAAAUAGUUGUUGUAUCUGAAAUAACUCCUUAAUAAUUAAUUAGUUAGAUUUUUAGAGCAGGUCGUGGUCCAAUAAAAAACUUUGGACACCCCUGUCCAAGAUCAAAGUUCCUUGCAUCCUGCCAGAUGUCCUGUCGAGCCGACACUUGUGGCAGGUCUUUCUCACUUGCCUUUUGUUAAAGUUUUUUUGCAGGGGGUGUGUACAUUUUUGAAUAACGUGUUUGCAAGAUUUGAGUUAGUUAGAGCUCUAAAAAAUAUUAGUUAACAUAUUAAUAAUAGUAAACAAAAUUAAUGAGAACCAACAAAUCUAAGGAGGUUCCCUUUGUGACUUGACGUGUAUACCUGUGUUGGAUUGAUUUUAGCAUGUAUAAUAAAUAGAAAAAUGACAUGCGGCCCCACACUAGGUGUCCUGAUCCAAUAUCAGCACAAAAACAACUAUGGGAUUGCAAAUACAUCAGUUAUCGUGGUUAUAUGUGUCGCCAUAAAAACAAUUACCACUCCACUUCAACUUAAAUACAGCAUAAAUCUAUUCUAGACUAUUAAUAAAACAAUAAGUUGGUACUUUUUUAUACCUGCCAUUAAUCUGAGUAAAUUCACUAGAUCAAGCCUUUUCUAACAAGCCAUACUACUAAAUAUUACAAGUAUAUAAGUAAGCAUUACUGCUGAUAGCGUUUCAGAUCAGUAGUGGUAUCAGCCAAUACUCAAUGCGGCAAUAUUGGUAUUGUGUCAGAUGAAGAAGUUGUAUCGAUACAUCUGUUCCCCGCAUCAAUUUUUCUGUGUGACCCCAUUGUGUAAAAGACUUGAACUUCCCCACCUUUUAAAAAAGCACUUGUGAAAGUAAACACAGACACAAUACAUGGGCAUAUGAAAUACCUGCUGAUAUGUAAAACAGUGGAUGAGCUAAAAAUGCUGACACAUGCACUUUACCUUGUAAAAUGGUGAAGUGAAAGCCCUAUUUUUUGUGAACGAACAAUUUUCACUCUGAGAAAUAAAUACUCAUUAUUUUUGGUAGCUAGCAGAAUACUCGUAGCAUCACACUGCAUCGAGUGAAAACCAUAUGAUAAAUGAGGGUUCAUAGCCACUAUUUCAUUUGAUUGGAUCAUGAAGGUAUGCUGAGCUACACACAGCUAAGUGUGAAGCUUCUGGAAUGAGAAUCAGCACGUCAAAAUCUAAGGCCAUAGUUUGCAGCUAGAAAAGGGCGGAUUGCACUCUUUGGGUUGGCGGGAGUUCAAGUCUUUCGGGAUCUUCUUGAAUGAGGGAAGGUUGGAGCAGGCGGAUGGAUGCAGUGUCUGCAAAAAAGCAGGAACUGUAUCAGUAUUGUUCAACAUUUUGAAGUGUCAUCACCUGUCGAUUCCCUUAUUUCUACUCUGCCUGUGCUCAUGAAGCCACUAAGACACUUUUCACUAACUUUUUACUUUUGUCAUAUGAUCUAACCUAAUCUCCUGAUUAAGUUUACUCUUACAAAUAUAUGAAUACCACAUUUUUGUGUUAGCUUUAUUGUACCAAGUAAUGGAAUUACAAAAAAUAUAUAUAUAUAUUAAUUCAUUUGUAUUGGAUUGCAGUAAAUAAGUAUCUGAUCCCAAUACAAAAAGUAGUUUUUAGUUGGUGUAAAUUAAUUACUGUCAACAACAGAGAUCCAUCCGACUUUAUUGUAGUUGUAGUAGUAUAUUGUAGUUUUUUUUAUAGAUGUAGUGCUUUGUAGUUUUUUUUUUGGUUGAAGUAGUGUAUUGUAGUUUUUUAAUAGAUGCAGUAGUGGUUUGUAGUUGUAGUAGUGCAUUGUAGUUUUUUUUAUAGUUGUAGUGGUGUAUUGUAGUUUUUUUUUAGAAUUUGUCUCUCCUUUUGUCUCGUUCAUGGUGGUGAAGCGUUUUGAAUGAAGUGUUGGUGUGACAGGUGUAUUCUGUACACAUAAUGGGUGGAGAUAAGGAGUACUUUCUUAACUUGUGUGUUUCGUGAACACAGUAAUUCAAUACUUAUUUCACUCAAAUGUAAUAUGUACUUCAAUCAAAUAAUAGGCGCCAGCGCCCCCCGCGACCCCGAAAGGGAAUAAGCGGUAGAAAAUGGAUGGAUGGAUGGACUAAUUAUUUUAUAAACUAUUUUUUUAAAUCACCAACUCGGUUGGUAGAGCGGUCUUGCCAGCAACUUGAGCGUUCCAGGUUUAAAUCCCCGCUUCCGCCAUCCUAGUCAUUGCUGUUUUGUCCUUGGGCAAGAUACUUUUCCUACCUGCUCCCAGUGCCACCCACCCUGGUUUUAAUGAAGCGCUAUAUAAAUAUAAUUCACUCUACUUUACUUCACUAAAAUAAAUCCACCAUAAAAAUGAUUUACUGUUCACAUCUUUGUAAACUUACAAAAUCAGUAGGGCUGCAAAUGUUCCUCACUAUGCUGUAUUAUUUUGUGUAAUUGUGAUGAGCAUUGAAGUGUUGGGACUCAGAGUGGAAUGAAGCUUGCUUUCCCUUGUAUAAUGUUAUUUUAUAAUAUAAAGCUAUAAUUGGAGAAGUCAGUUUUGUUGUCUGGAAAGAAAGAAAUGUGGUGAUUUUUGUAAUACACUAUGUGCUAUGUAUGCAUUUUUAUUAUUUUGAAACAUAUGCCUGUGUUACUUUGAAGUAGGGAUGGGGAUUGUGUUGCCAACUACCUGAAAAAUAAGGAACACCGUGCAGGACCGGUUAACCCACUUUUUUGUUUUUUGCCUUUAUUACUUGACUGAAAGGUGUUUUAUAAUAUUUUCAAAGGCCAAAUGGAAGCAACCGGGCUUUUUUGUUGAAGAUGUUUCAGAAGAGUCUCUUUGCAUCGAUUCAACCUUUGUGGAUUAUAUGACCUGAACACCAACAAACACAAACAUGAUUUUAUACUAUCUGGCACCAACUAGAAUUGAAUUAGAUGUGCAGGUUUUUGAGUAAAAAUUAAAACGUGGGAAAUAGUCAAUUUUAUGAUAUCUGUAAUUUACAAUUUUCCAUACAAACAAAGUGAGUAUGUCUAAUAUAAAGCACUCAAAAUACGGCUCCACUUUUCAAAAUGUGCUAGCUUGAUGCCUUACAAAUCCUACCAAUUAGCAUUAGCGAUAUUACAUGGCAAUUUUAAACCCUCCGAAUUUGGUAAUGAAAAGUACGACUAAGGUGCAGGUUACAAUUAACCAGCUUGUGUGUAAUUAGUAGGAUACUUAGAGUAUAAAUACGUUGUAGGACUCAAAAAAGACAAGACUGGCACAUUCAACUUAUUGGCAAAGACUACUUCCUGACAAGGCAACACACUCGUUCGUCUUGGAAUUGCAACUGCUUGCAAAGUCUACUAGAUAAUACAUAGAAAAGUGUACCAAAAAUUGGUACCGUUUAUUACCGGUAUCUAUUUACAGGUACAGGAAAUCGGUACCAUAUUGGUUAGAAUGUGAAAGGUACCCAUCCCUACUUUGAAUGACUUACUUUUACAUUUAUAUUUGCUGAAGUGUUCAUCUUUCUUAUGUGCACAUUUUCUAAAAGUGUCGUUGGUGGUAUUGUAUCCAGUUAAUAUAGUUUAUUAUUAUCACAAGUAAAUUCAGGCAACUAAAACAUGCAGGGGAUAGAGUUGAAGACGUCCAAAUGUAAACAGAUGUUUGUUAAGUAUAUAAAUUGGUGAGUUGACAUGUAUUGCUGAACCUGAAUGAUGUGUUCUGAUAUGGGGAUUAUAAAAAUGCAGCUUUUAUGUUUUUCAUGUUUCCUCUUUUUAGGGGAAUAAGUGAGCCACUAGAUCACUAACUCUGUGCACUGACUACUAAUCAUACUAAUUGGCUUCAGCCAUCAUUUAAUCAUUGCACUUUGUGUUCAACCAAUGUUUUUGUUUCACAUUGCAUUUAAAAAUCAAAUGUGUCUUUUGAGCUGUUAUUGCCAUAUUAAACUUUCACAUUGUG